Messenger RNA from Carassius carassius (crucian carp), 1449 nucleotides. RefSeq names its product protein C1orf43 homolog. Gene Ontology annotation, biological process: phagocytosis. The coding region runs from base 158 to 1003 and encodes 281 amino acids. The transcript has 6 exons. Lineage: Eukaryota; Metazoa; Chordata; Actinopteri; Cypriniformes; Cyprinidae. The record is from RefSeq and is a predicted model, not a curated record.
CUAGACGGAAGUUUUCGUGCAAAACAUGCGAUGAAGAGACCACAAGAGAUGUCAACAAAACUGCUGUCAACUCGAAUAAUAAAGAGCUACAUUUUAGAAUUGACCACUAAAAUCGACCGACGUCUUACUUUCAUGAGCUUUUAACAAGGAUCCCACAAUGGCGGAAGGAAACACUCUUUCCGGUGUAAAUGUUGUGCUUGUUAUGGCCUACGGCAGCUUGGUGUUUGUGCUGCUGUUCAUCUUCGUGAAGAGACAGAUCAUGCGCUUCGCUAUGAAGUCUCGCAGAGGACCGCACGUGCCGCUCGGACACAACGCACCAAAGGAGCUGAGAGAGGAGAUUGAUUCCCGUUUGUCAAAAGUGAACGAUAUUCGUUAUGAGCCACCUUUACUCUCUAAAGACGACGAUCGACUGAAGCUUCAAGGCCAGAAUGGUGAGAGGAACAGAAGGCCCUGGAAGUUCUCUGUAAAUACUGGUGCAGAUGUGAACUCUUGUGUCUGUGUCUGUGUUUGUGCAGGAUGUUAUAAUUACCUCUUCAGAAUGCAAGCGUUAGAUGCCAUCAGAGACUCCGAUAUCCCGUUUCAGGAGUUUUGUCGCAGUGCCAGCGCUCUGACCGGCCGCCGCUACAAAAAGUGGCUGCAGGACCUACGAAACUCGCACUCUCUGUUCAAAUCAAGUCACAGUGCAUUAAUAGAUCGCUUACUGGAGGGCUAUGACAACGCUCGCCAUGGGACAGGGGUGUUUGGUGAGGCAGAGUUUGUGAAGUAUAAGGAAGAUCUGGCAGAACUGGCUGCUGUUGUGAAGACCCACUCCAGCACCAGCAGUCUAAACCAGCAGCACCAGUCCGCAGCUAAAGAUCUGACCUGCUCCUCCGGCCCGUCAUCUGCCUCUACCAUUCAGGUCACGUACCUGCCGUCCACCGGACAGCGCAGCAAGAGGCCCAAACACUUCCUGGAGCUCAAAAACUUCAAAGACAACUAUAAUACACUGGAGAGCACACUUUAGAGAUUGGAAUCCUUUUGAGGAACUGUGUGAAUACAAUUCAGAAACUGUGAAUCAGAAGUGUUCAGAUCUCACUGGAAAAGCCUUCAUUUAGAAAUGAAAACAGUGGGAGAUGCAGUCAAAUGGCCUCAAAUCACACUGAGAAUUUGAGAAUGACUUAAUAUAUGACCAAAUCUGUCAGAUAAAUGUCAGUGCAACUGCUUUGAGAGCAAUGUAAGAAUAUUAUGUUGGUAGUUUUAAUGUUUUUCUGAUGGAGCUAACAGGAAGAUCUUUUUUGUCUAAUGUUUUACCAGAUUUUAUUUGCUAGGCUAGGAUGGCCUUUUAAUGUGAACAGGGAGUGUAAAGUUUAUAUCUUUCUUUUCCAAAGAGCACCAGCAAAGCACCCUUUAGCUGAGAUGAUAACAUUUUAACUGGAUUGACUUUAAUAGAACAAACACAUGAAUUCAAAA